CUCCCUCUCCCUCUCACUCCCUUUCUCCAGCUCUACGAGAUUGACCGUAUCCGACUGACCUACCAGCACAUGAGGCACUUGGAGAGUGUGUACGGGAAAGAUGCCCCUUACUACCAGCAUACGCUGGGCAUGGGGCCCGGUCCCAGCAAGCCCAAAGGCCCCUGCGACCCCAAGAAGGACCGGGGCUGCAAGCGGCCCUCGGUGGGGCCCACGCCCCGCCCCCCACGAGCCCACCAGGCCCAGCACCGGCCCCACGCCCCGAUCUCUUGCAACCCGCAGGACCCCGCCUGCCUGCUCCAGUACGUCUACCGUUUCUUGGGGCCCGCCCAGGGUGGCCACCCUCCCCCCUCGCCCCACGAAGACCAGCAGGACCAGGAGGAUGAGGAAGAGGAAGAGGAAGAGGAGGAGGAUGACGAGGUGGACCCCUACGAUCCACGUUACCACGGCUACUACGGGGACCCCCGCUCAUACUAUGGCCCAAACUAUCCACAUGGAUCUCCUUCCAAACCAAAGCCAAAUCCGUACAGCUCCCCAAAUCCAUACAACCCCAAUCCUGAUCCUUAUAAUUCCUAUCCUUAUAACCCCAACCCUAAUCCUUACAAUUCCCAAAAUCCAAAUCCAUAUGAUUCCCCGAGACCCUACGAUUCUUCCAAUCCCUACGGAUCGCCCAACAACUACCCCUACCGCAACCCUUACAAUAGCCCUUACAGCGCUCCCUAUGGAUCCCCCUAUGGGUCUCCCUACAAGCCCCCCUACGACGAGGAUGAGGAUGAGGAUGACGAGUAUUAGUUUGAGCGCACGGUGCCAGGCUACGAGACACAGGGGCAUUUGGGGGGCAGAGACGGGAGCACCCUUCCCUGCAGCUCUCCACCUGAGAGCACCUUUACUAUAAUGGCCAGAGAGGGGGCCUCCUAAUCCCGGUAAAAACCCACCGAACAUAGAAUUGUAUCGGCACGGCAAAAGGCCCUUCGGCCCACAAUGUCCGUGCCCAACAUCCCCUCUCCCCGCCUCUUAACCCGCCUUCCAUAAGCUCGGCUACUGUCCAACUCACCUCCACCCCACGGCGGACAUUGGACUUUGUCCCUGGAACUGAUGCGCUACAAUGCUGAGAACUAUAUUCUGCACUCUGCAUCUUCCCCUUUGCUCCGCCUAUUGUACAUGUGUUUGACGCGAUUGUAUAUAUGUAUGGUAUUAUCCGAUCCGUUUGGAUAGCACGCAGAUGGCUUAUCGCUGUUCCUUGGUACACGUGGUAAUAUUAAACCUAGACUUAAGCGCGA
This is a messenger RNA of Amblyraja radiata (thorny skate), 1277 nucleotides long. RefSeq names its product proline-rich protein 2-like. NCBI's taxonomy places the organism in Eukaryota, Metazoa, Chordata, Chondrichthyes, Rajiformes, Rajidae. The record is from RefSeq and is a predicted model, not a curated record. The transcript has a single exon. The annotation marks the transcript as partial.